Tetranychus urticae (two-spotted spider mite) is the source of this 4662-nucleotide messenger RNA. It is a transcript of the gene hwt, whose product is annotated as SH2 domain-containing adapter heavyweight. Lineage: Eukaryota; Metazoa; Arthropoda; Arachnida; Trombidiformes; Tetranychidae. The record is from RefSeq and is a predicted model, not a curated record. Gene Ontology annotation, molecular function: phosphotyrosine residue binding.
CCAGUAAAAAUAAAAACAUAAACAGUUAUUGUGUUUGCUCAUCUAUUGUUACCCGAUUUUUGUUUUGUUAAUUGUUGCUCAUGCUUUUCAUUGAUCACCCUAAAUACCAGAAAAAAAGGUUACUCCAUGAAGAUUCCCAUCAACUUCAUCUCCUUGCUGUCAUCAAACAUUACCAGAUUUUUGAUUCGCUGAUUGUGUCGUCUCCGGUAACAUCUUCACAUCUUCAACUGAUAAACCACAAUCAUUUUUGCCUCUUUUUUUGUCUUCUUCUUUCUCUUUUUAUCUUCUCAUUUUCCUCUUUAAUUUUCUCUCUCUAAAAGUGUCUCUCAUGAUGAUCUCUCCCUCUCCCUCAUUGAUUGAGUCAGUUGAUAGUUACUUGGUAUCAUUCAUUUGUUCACUUAUGAUUGUGUUUAUUGUGUUUCUUAUCCUUUGCUUCCAAGCAUGAUUCAUAUUCACAUAUCCUUUGAUUGUGUUAUUUUCCUGUAAUUGCCAUCAUAGUUUAAUAGUCAUUUGGCUAAAACUAAAAUCAACCUGAAAGUGUUAAACCUUGUGAUUAUUGAUUACCAUUUCUUUUUCAACUCUUCAUGUCACAAUUAAAAUCUUCCAAUUCUUCCAUUGACUCGGGUACUUUUGAUGUUUUUGACGAUCCUGAUGAUCAUUUCUACGAUGAACCUUUACUUUCCUCUUGUGAUUACACUCUUGAUGAUAAUAAAUAUCGGAAAACAUCAUCUUCAUCAUCCUCUUCCUCUGAUGUCAUCACAAUAUCAACAGUCAACUCUUCAUCCGCUAUUGACUCACUUUUAAUUGGAACCAACUAUAAGCCACUUAAAAAUCUUGAAAAUUCUCAACACAAACAAUCAUCAACCUCAUCACCUAACCAGGUAAUAAACAAACCUAAACUUCGACCACCAAAACCUCCGAGACAUAUCAACCCCUUGACUGGUAAAAAAUUGAUUAAUCCCAAUCAAGAAAGUUCAUCCAAACUACCUCUAACUUUACCUCCAAAAGGAGUCCGAUCUUUAUCAACAUCCUCAUCCUCGUCAGGAGUAAGUUCAGGAUCACCUUCGCCCUCACCAUUGACACCAACUUGUCCACCCUCACCACCACCACCUCUACCUCCUCCGUGUAUCUCAAGAAAACCUGAUCGACCUCCGCCACCGGUGCCUGGUCAUCCACCGAAGCCACUUAGAAAGAAAAGUGAAAUUGUUCCAAUUAAAGGUAAAGAGCAGCCUGAUGGUUCACUGAGUGUUAACCAAGUGACAAUUAGCCAAGAACCAGUCAGCCAAGCAAGUGACAGUAAAGGAUCAAAGAACCAAGAGAUUGACGUAAAACCCUCAACAGCACCAAUGGCUGUCUUGAAUCGAUCUCGUUCAAGUCAAGGAUCUUUUUAUGAAACUGCUUUCGAUAGUAAAGCUUUAAUCCACGAUAAUUUACAUCGUGAUCAAAUGAACCAUCUUAGUCAUAAUCAUUCAAUCAGCCAUCGUCAACCAUUAAACCUAUCAACAUAUCAUUCUCAACAUCAUCAUCAUCGAUCCACUGAGGGUAACUCUUCAGUCUCAUCAUUUAUUCCCGAUUUCAUAAACUCUUCCCGAUCAUCUACUGCUUCAUCAACAGGAUCAUCAUCUUCAACCGGCCAUGAGUCCAGUUCAAGUACACCUAAACAUCUUGAUCAACUGGCAAAAUCAUUGAUGCCUCGACGACAAGGAGUCAAGUCAACCAUUCACAUACCUCGAAGUAAAUCUAGUGAUGUCACCCUUAACCUAUCAACUGUCCCUUGUAACUCAUCGUCUUCCUCUUCAUCUUCACCGGUUAAUCAAGUUGAUCAACCAUCUAACAGUAAACCUACAACUUCACCAACCUCAGCCAAUCAACAACAACAGUCUAAUGAGGCGUCAGCUAAACGCAAUCAACGAGCUAAAUUGAGCUCUUUAUCAACCUUUUCAAGUUUACUUAAAUCGGCCACAAGCGAUGCAUUGUCUUCCCUUGACUGUGAAGCCGGUCGAGUUUUAACCCGGACAAGAUCAAAUCUUGACUCAUUACGUUUAUCAAUUCAUGAGAGAAACGGUCGAAUUAACAAUUUAACUAAAGAAGAUAUCGCAAGCUGUGAAUCGCUCGAAUCAAAUCGCAAUCAGGCAUCAACCAGCGCCAACAGAAACAGUGUUUGUAAAGUUGUUUCCUCAAAUAGCUUGUCAUCAACAACAGCAACCACAACAACAUCUAAUAAUAACAGUCUUAAUAAUAUAAUGACGGUAAACAAUAAAAACAGUAACAACUCUUCCAUGCUCAACAUGAACAACAAUGCCAACAGUAAAGUAACUGUUAGCGAUAAAAUACCUGUUAACCGAUCAUUUCGUCGGUUGAAUCUUAAACUAGACGAGACUCGAUCAUCAAUCAACCUAUCAAGUCCCAAACUGCAGAGUCCGUUAACUGAUACCAGACCUUUGGAUGAUUACGAUACUCCCUGGGACUCUAAUCAACGAUUAAACAAAGUAUUUAAUAAAUUGAUCAACACACCGACAAGUGAAAAAUUUACAACUGAUUGCUUUCCAAGUGUCAAUUCAGCCAAGCUGGCAACACCUUCAACUGAAUCCAAUCCAAUAUCCAAUGAUUCUCCUUGUAAUGGAGAUUUAAAGGAGAGAAAAAAUUCUGCUGAUUAUGGUCAACGGAUCGACAAGAGUGAUGACCAGUCAAGCCAACAGAAGAGUUCCAAUGGAUCAACUCAUUCAAGUAACUCUUCCUGUUCAGAUAAUGAAACCAAUUAUGUUAAAAGUUGUUCAUUAACAUCUCCAAAUGAACCAGUUAAAGACGUUAAACCAGAAAGACCUAGAAAAUUAUCUUUACCAUUAAAUUUAAAGACUGGAAACUGCAACACCAGUGCCAAUGAGACCAACUCUUGUCAAUCAUCAACUCCUCGAGUCAACCUUAAUCUAGAUUUGUGCAAUUCAUCAAUUGACUCACCUUCUCCAUCCGCAACCUCAGCCCUAAAAUUUGGCCUCGGACCCAGAAAAAAGCCUUUACUCACCUUUACAGGACAACCUUUACCUGUAGUUUCCGAAGACAUUGAUACUUCCUUGAUUCUGGAGAAACAAGGCUGGUAUCAUGGAUCAAUCACUCGACUUGAUGCUGAAAAUUUGCUUCGAAAUAUGAAGGAAGGCAGUUAUUUGAUUCGAAACUGUGAAAGUACCAAACAAGAUUACUCUUUAUCACUCAAAAGUAUCAAGGGAUUUAUGCAUAUGAAAAUAGUUAAACAAUCUGAUGGUAAAUUUGUUCUUGGCGUAUUCAGUAAACCAUUCUCAAGUAUUCCAGAAAUGGUGAAACACUAUUCCAUCAAUAAACUUCCCAUUCGAGGAGCUGAACACAUGUCCCUGUUAUAUCCAGUUAUUGAUCAAUUGCUGUGAAAAAUAAUACUCUGGAUUUGUUUACAUUUUUCACGGCGAAAAAGAGGAAAACAAUAAUUCUCAGAGUUUCCAUCAAGGAAUGGCAAUGGAAGACAAAUGUCUUCUUCUUUUUCCAUGUUCAUCUCACACUUUUUUUACAUUUAUAUGGAAGCUGAAGGAAACAAUAUUAAUGAAGAAACAUCAUAAAGUUAAUCAACUCUGCCAUUUUACUUUUUACAUUUCUUCAAAAAAUGUAUAAAAUUGUACAGAAAAGGGCAAAAUUGAUUGAUAACUGACUUUGUUUAAACCCUUUUCCUUAAUCCACUUUUUGUAGUUAGUCAAUUGCCAAUCUCUAUGCCAAUUGAUUUUAAUCAUUUGUAAAGAUGCUGAGAUCAAGAAGACGCUCUUAGCCAAAGCUCAUCUCUUUCGAUCUCAAGUCUUCCAUUUCUUUCUAUCUAUCUUUAUCUUCAUCAAAGUCUCAUUUUUCAUCGGCUCAUAAAGCUAUCAAACCAAAGAAAUUUAAAUUUACGAAAAGAAAUCAUCAAAAAUUUCUUUUCUUUUCUCAUCACAACUGAUCAUAAAAUCGGAACUUAUCUUCUCUGGUUAUGCCAGAAAAAACUAAACUGUUAUCAACAAUGGAAACCAUUUGGAUCAUCAAUUCAACAGUUCAAAAAGAAUGGUCGAUUCGUCUUCAAAAGCCCUGGAAUCGCAAAGUGUUCAUUGGAAUUACAUCCAAAAAGUCGACUUUCCUUUUGAUCUUAAUAUUCAAGAAACGAGAAUGAUUUGGUUUCCUUCAAAAUGAUCUACAAUGUUAAUUGUACAUUUCGAUAUUUAAUUGCACUUCACUGUUCAUUAAUUUGGCCAAUUUUUCUUCUUUAAUCAGCUAAUUGUUCUUGUUGUUUGUUUUUCUUUUAAUCUUUAAAUUCUUGUUCCUAUUUUCAACUGAUCCAUAAAUUUAUGUUCAUUUUUUAUCCUUUCCUUGCUUUCCCUUUGUAAUAGCUUGAUUUAAGAUGUCUACUUCAUGUAAAACUGAAACUAUUCAACAAUUUUCUUCUAUUUCAUGUAAAACAAUUUUGCAAUCUCUUCAAAUUAAUGUAAAUUGUUUGACUAUUCAUUUAAUUGUAAAGUAGUUUAUGUGCCUUAAACAACAAAUAAUAUGUUUAACUCUUACUUUAAACUUGACCAUUCAAAUGACCUAUCAAUACUAUAUCUUAAGUGUACAGCAGUGAAUCAAAUCAUUUCAUGACCUCAACCUUCAAUAAAUUACCAGUCAUGUUUAAAAUAA